AGGUAAUCAAGAACCAUUCACUUCUAUGCUAUUCAAGCAAGAAGUAAAUCCAGACAGGAAUGGAGAUAAUCUUAUUCCAGUUCUUUUCUAAAUUUUUUGGUGUUUUAGCGCUUAUAGUUUUGGUACACUGCCAGGAUCAGUCAGGUUUUAUUAGCCUUGAUUGUGGUUUGCCAGGAAAUACUAGCUAUUCUGAUGCAACAACCACCCUAAAUUUUAUUUCAGAUGCAUCAUACAUUGAAAUUGGUAUAAGUAAGAGCUUAGCUCCUGAGUUUAGUACAAAUAGCAUUUUCCGACCGCUAUGGUAUGUAAGAAGCUUUCCCCAAGGCAGCAGAAAUUGCUAUAAUGUCACACUUACCAAAGAUACUGAAUAUUUGAUCAGAGCUACUUUCAUGUAUGGAAAUUAUGAUGGUAUGAAUCAGAGACCCUCUUUUGAUUUGUAUUUAGGACCUAACAAAUGGGUCAGUGUACAAAUUCUCAAUGGAUCCAUUCCUGUGAGAAAGGAGAUCAUACAUCAUCCUAAACGGAAAUACAUACAUGUCUGUCUUGUAAACACGAAUUCCGGAACACCCUUCAUAUCAGCAUUGGAACUAAGGCCUCUGAAGAAUGGCACAUAUGUCUCCGAGUCUGGAUCGCUGGCGCUGUUCGACCGGGCAGAUAUUAGUUCAAUAACCAAUCAGACAGUCAGGUAUCCAGAUGAUGUCUAUGAUCGUCGUUGGUCUCCAUUUCAUUUUGUCGAAUGGACAGAUAUAAGUACCACAGAGACCAUUGAUUUAGGAAAAAGUAAUAGUUACCAGCUACCAUCAACUGUUAUGAGAAGUGCAGGAACACCAAGAAACAGCAGUAGUCCCAUGGAAGUAACCAUAGCAGCUGAGGACCCUACUUUGAAAUUUUAUGCCUAUUUUCACUUUGCAGAAAUUGUAAAGCUUGAUGCAAACCAGUCUCGUGAAUUCAACAUCACUUUGAAUGGAGAUAUCUGGUAUGGACCUAUUACUCUUCAUUACUUAUAUUCAACUACUGUUUCAAGUGGAUAUGCCAUCUCUGGAGGAACAUAUGAUUUUCAAAUCUUUAAAGUUGGAGGUUCAACCCUGCCGCCCCUUCUCAACGCAGUUGAAGUUUAUUACAUAGUUGAACUCUUACAGUUAGAAACAAAGCAAGAAGAUGUUUAUGCUAUGAUUAAAAUCAAGUCAACCUAUAAAAUAACAAGGAACUGGCAAGGAGAUCCAUGUGCUCCACAGGAUUAUGUGUGGGAAGGUCUUAAAUGCAAUUACAGUAAUAGUGCAUCACCUGUAAUCAUAUCAUUGGACUUGUCUUCGAGCGGAUUGACAGGGGACGUACCCCCUGUUUUCGCUAAUCUGAAAUCACUCGAAUCUCUGGACUUAUCUAACAAUAGUUUAACGGGACCUGUGCCUGAUUUUCUCUCUCAAUUAAAAUCCUUGAAAGUCUUAGACUUGACAGGAAACAAGCUCACAGGUAUAAUUCCAGAUGAUCUCUUCAAAAGAUCUCAAAGUGGUUUACUGUUGCUAAGUUUUGGCGGCAACCCAGAACUUUGUGCCUCAGUGUCAUGCAGUAACAAUAACAAGAAGAAGAAGAAUAAUAAUAACUUCGUUGUUCCAGUUGUGGCGUCCAUUGCUGCAUUACUUGUCAUUGUAGCUGCAUUGACAAUUAUAUGUUGCUGUAGAAGAAGAAAGCAGCAAGUAGCAAGGAAUGAGGAAGCUGAUACCAAGGAAACAUAUGAACCUCGGGAGAUGAGAAACCGACGAUUCACUUACUCUGAGGUCCUGAAACUUACUAAGAAUUUUGAGAGUGUCCUUGGUAGAGGAGGAUUUGGAACAGUUUAUUAUGGCUACUUGGGUGAUAUUGAAGUAGCAGUAAAGGUGCUCUCCACUUCUUCUGUUCAAGGAUACAAAGAGUUCGAGGCAGAGGUCAAACUUCUUUUGAGGGUUCAUCACAAAAACUUGACUACCCUUGUCGGAUACUGCGAUGAAGGCGGAAACAUGAUUCUCAUUUAUGAAUACAUGGCUAAUGGGAACCUAAGACAGCAUCUUUCAGGCGAACAUCCAGACAUCUUAAGCUGGGAGGGGAGAUUAAAAAUAGCCCUUGAGACAGCACAAGGACUGGAGUAUCUUCAUAAUGGCUGCAAGCCACCAAUUGUACACAGGGACGUGAAGACUGCAAAUAUUUUAUUGGAUGAUAAGUUCCAAGCAAAAUUAGCUGAUUUUGGACUCUCUAGAAUGUUUCCAGCUGAAGGUGGCACUCAUGUGUCAACAAUUGUUGCUGGCACUCCUGGAUACCUUGAUCCCGAGUACUAUGUAAGAAACUGGUUAACUGAGAAAAGUGAUGUGUAUAGUUUUGGAGUUGUUCUUUUAGAGAUCAUCACGAGCCGAUCUGUGAUUUCUCAGACCAGUGAGAAGACCCAUGUAAGCCAAUGGGUUAAACCAAUGCUUGAAAGAGGGGAUAUCAAGAACAUUGUGGAUUCAAGAUUAUGUGGAGAUUUCGACACGAAUACUGCAUGGAAAGCUGCAGAACUGGCAAUGGCGUGUGUAUCUGCAACUUCUACUGAAAGGCCAAGUAUGAGCCAAGUGGUGAUGGAAUUGAGCGAGUGUCUAAAAACAGAAAUGGCUCGGACAAGGGAAGGGUACUGCAGUGCUCAGUCAAAUAGUUCAGCUGAAUUAAUGUCUGUGAAUGUGCUUAGUACCGUACUAUCUCCCCGGUCAAGAUAGUCAUUCUUUUAAAAACAUUGUUUCUUAAUUUCUUUUGAGUGUCAGGUUUUUGGAAACGACUUAGAUUGAGAAAAUUCGUGUUCCUAGGUUCUCACCCGGACCUUUGUUAGUUCUUUUUCUUCUUCUUAUUUUUCAUUUUCCAAAUAAAGAAACUCAAAAACUGAUACUCAAUGUUCGUUUGUCAUGACUUUCUGA
Messenger RNA from Ricinus communis (castor bean), 2915 nucleotides. RefSeq names its product LRR receptor-like serine/threonine-protein kinase IOS1. Bases 60 to 2720 code for a protein of 886 amino acids. The transcript is spliced from 13 exons. Gene Ontology annotation, biological process: protein phosphorylation. Gene Ontology annotation, molecular function: ATP binding; protein kinase activity; protein binding. Lineage: Eukaryota; Viridiplantae; Streptophyta; Magnoliopsida; Malpighiales; Euphorbiaceae. The record is from RefSeq and is a predicted model, not a curated record.